AUGCCCUACUUGGAGCAAGCUGGAUUCGGGUCAGCAGCAUUGAUCCGGACGUUCGACUUGCGAUACGAUUUAAUAUCUGCACUAGUGGAACGGUGGCGCCCGGAGGCCCACACUUUUCAUUUUCCGUGUGGGGAGUGCACAGUGACUUUAGAGGAUGUUGCACUGCAGCUUGGGCUCGCAAUCGACGGGAGUCCCGUAACGGGAGUAAGUACAUUUGCUGAACCGGCUGCACUAUGUUAUAGCCUACUAGGAAACUCACCCAACGAUGAUGAGUCAAAUUUUUUGGGCUUGAAAGGCAAAUUUGGACACUUAUUAACUAAUGCCACUGAAGGAGAGUUGAUGUGCGCUGCUCAAGUGCACAUCAUGCAUAUUAUAGGGGGAGUAUUGAUGCUCGAUUCAAACAACAACAAUGUUCAUAUCAUGUACUUACCUCUAUUAGCUGAUUUGAGUAAUGUUCGCUCGUAUAGCUGGGGCUCCGCAGUUCUGGCAAUGUUGUAUCACCGACAAAGCCUGCUGUCGUAG
Gossypium raimondii (Peruvian cotton) is the source of this 522-nucleotide messenger RNA. RefSeq names its product protein MAINTENANCE OF MERISTEMS-like. Bases 1 to 522 code for a protein of 173 amino acids. NCBI's taxonomy places the organism in Eukaryota, Viridiplantae, Streptophyta, Magnoliopsida, Malvales, Malvaceae. The transcript has a single exon. Gene Ontology annotation, biological process: meristem development; meristem maintenance. The record is from RefSeq and is a predicted model, not a curated record.